Zootermopsis nevadensis is the source of this 448-nucleotide messenger RNA. RefSeq names its product larval cuticle protein A3A-like. The record is from RefSeq and is a predicted model, not a curated record. Gene Ontology annotation, cellular component: extracellular matrix. NCBI's taxonomy places the organism in Eukaryota, Metazoa, Arthropoda, Insecta, Blattodea, Termopsidae.
AUGGCAUACAAGCUGUUCGUCUUCGCUGCCGUCCUGGCCGUCGCCCGCGCCGGAAUCAUCGGGCCCCCGCCGUCGUGGCUCCUGGCGCCCCUUUCCGGGGACGCUAAGAGCCAGCAGGAGAGCCGCAGUGGAGACGUCGUCCAGGGCAGCUACAGCCUGGUAGAGCCCGACGGCACAGUGCGUACCGUCGAGUACACCGCUGACCCCGUCAACGGAUUCAACGCCGUCGUGCACAAGACUCCCCUCGCCGCCCCCAUCGCCAAAGUUGCUGCUCCCGUUGCCCGUGUAGCCGCCCCGGUGGCAAUCGCCGCCCCCGUGGCUGCCCCAAUCGGAUAUGCAGCCGGAAUCCACGCUAAGGCCAUCUACGGUUAAUUUGCCAUCCACCGUCUCUUUGUAAAUACAUCCUUCUCUUCAAAUAAUCGUCAAUAAAAAAACUUCUUAUGAAUUA